Orycteropus afer afer is the source of this 1974-nucleotide messenger RNA. It is a transcript of the gene SLC39A4, whose product is annotated as solute carrier family 39 member 4. The record is from RefSeq and is a predicted model, not a curated record. Gene Ontology annotation, biological process: zinc ion import across plasma membrane; intracellular zinc ion homeostasis. The coding region runs from base 1 to 1974 and encodes 657 amino acids. The transcript is spliced from 12 exons. Gene Ontology annotation, molecular function: zinc ion transmembrane transporter activity. Gene Ontology annotation, cellular component: membrane. NCBI's taxonomy places the organism in Eukaryota, Metazoa, Chordata, Mammalia, Tubulidentata, Orycteropodidae.
AUGGCUUACCUGUCCUGGCUUGGUUCAUUGCUCCUGGCCGUACUGCUGGUGGCAGCAACAGCGGCCGCACCCGCCCGCCUGCUGGCCGGGCUCACGUCGGGUCACGGAACUCUGGACCGCGAGGCACUGGGCGGCCUGUUAAAUACGCUAGCGGCCCGUGUGCACUGCACCUCGGGGCCGUGUGGAAAGUGCCUGUCCGUGGAGGAUGCUCUGGCCCUGGGCCGGCCUCAGAGGCCAGAGCUGCACCCGGAGCCCAUCCUGCGCGCCAGGGACAUCCCCCGCCUCAGCGCGGCCGCUGCCCUCUACCUCAGCGACCCCCAGGGAACUUGUGAGGACAUCCAGGCUGGGCGCUGGGGCUCCCAUGCCGACCUCCUCCUGGCCUCACUCCAAGGCCCUCAGGCCCUGACCCUUGGCCUAAGCAGACUCCUUCGGGGGAUGCAGGCCCAGGCGGGCACCAGGCACUCAGCGGAGGAGGCCUGUGUGGAAGUGCCUCAGCUGCUGGAGGAGGCCGUGGAGGCAGAAGGUCCUGGGGGUCCCGGCCUGGCCCUGGCUGCCCUCCUAGACCAUGUCCAGGGUGGUGCCUGCUUCCACGCCCUGCCCACCCCGCAGUACUUCGUGGAUUUUGUAUUCCGGCAGCAUACCAGUGAGGCCCCCAACAUCACGCUGUCUGAGCUGGCCACCUUGAUGCAGCACCUAGGGGUGGGUGGAGAGGCAGAGGCUCACGGAUUCCAGGAUCAUGAAGACCACAGUGGCCACAGCCACCUGGGCAGAGGGGCCAUGGGGAGCCACAACCACCAGGGCCCUGUGCCCCUUGCCACCCCCAACAGCAGCUCCAGCGUGUGGGACACGGUGUGCCUGAGCCCCGGGGACGUGAUGGCCGUGUAUGGGCUGUCAGAGGAGGCCGGGGUUGCCCCCGAGGCCUGGGCCCAACUCAGCCCUGCCCUGCUUCAGCAGCAGCUGAGCGGGGCCUGUAGCCCCCAACACAGGCUCUCCACCCAGGAUCAGCUCAGCCAGGUGGAGAAGUACCUGUACAGCUCGCUGGCCACACUGCUCAUCUGCCUGCUGUCGGUGCUGGGCCUUGCGCUGCUGGCCUGCACGGGCUGCCCUGUCAUCACCCACUACACCAUCCAGACCUUCCUCAGCAUGGCCGUGGGCGCGCUCACUGGUGACGCCCUCCUGCACCUGACGCCCCAGGUGCUGGGGCUGCACAGCCACGACGAGGAGGGUCUCAGUCUCCAGUCUACCUGGCGCCUCCUGGCUGUGCUUGGCGGCCUCUAUGCCUUCUUCCUGUUGGAGAACCUUUUCAACCUGCUGCUGCCCCAGAACCUGGAGGAUCUGGAGAAGGGCAGGUCCUGCAGCCAUGGCCACAGCCACAGCAUGUCCCUGCAGCUGAAGCCCAGCCAGCCUCAGCCUUCCAGACAGCCCCAGGAGGGCUCGCAGGCCGACCUGGUGGCCGUGGAAAGCCCAGACCUGCUGGGCCAGGAGCCUCGGAAACUGAACUCAAAUUUGCGCCUGCUGCCCUACGUGAUCACACUGGGCGAUGCCGUGCACAACUUCGCUGAUGGGCUGGCGGUAGGUGCCGCCUUCGCAUCCUCCUGGAGGGCUGGACUUGCCACCUCGCUGGCUGUGUUCUGCCACGAGCUGCCUCAUGAGCUGGGGGACUUUGCAGCCCUGCUGCAUGCGGGGCUGUCUGUGCGCCACGCGCUGCUGCUGAACCUGGCCUCAUCGCUCACGGCCUUUGCUGGCCUCUUUGUGGCGCUGGCAGCCGAUGUUGGUGAGGACAGCCAGGCCUGGAUCCUGGCGGUGGCCAUCGGCCUCUUCCUCUACGUGGCACUGUGCGACAUGCUUCCCGCCAUGCUGCACGUGCGAGACCAGAGGCCCUGGCUGCUCUUCUCCCUGCACAACUUGGGCCUGCUGGGUGGCUGGACCAUCCUGCUGCUGCUGGCCAUGUACGAGGACAGAAUCUCCCUCUGA